GUUAAUGAGGUUACGACUCUUGCUUACGGCGAAAUUGAACCUAUUGAAGAAAAGAAAAAUGCGUUUUGUCAAUUCCUUUAUUCUUUCAAAAGGGCAAAUGACACGGAAAACUUUUCAUUAAAACGUCGCUUAAAAAGCAGACACAUUCAAAUGAUUGCCAUUGGGGGUACAAUCGGUACCGGCCUUUGGGUCGGAAGCGGCAAAUCACUCUAUAAAGGAGGAGGUGGUUCAGUCAUUCUCAAUUAUGCACUAGUUGGCAGCGCAGUCCUUACUACUGUAUACUCUUUAGGUGAACUUUGUGUCAAUUACCCUGUACCUGGCGGUUACUUUACCUUGGCAUCACGUUUCAUUGAUGAGUCAUGGGGAUUUGCUUUAAACUGGCUUUACGUUAUCGGCGCCAUUGUUAAUAUUCCUUUAGAACUUACAACUGCUUGUAUGUGUCUAAAUUAUUGGACGUCUAUUAACAGUGGCAUAUGGGUUACUUUAUUUAUCCUUUUUUUUCUAUUCAUCAAUGUUUUCGGUGUCAAGGGUUACGGCGAAAUCGAGUUUUUUAUGUCUACAAUAAAGGUAAUCGCUGUAGUGAGUUUCAUUAUACUAGGUAUCGUUAUUGACUGUGGCGGAAUUCCCACGGAUCACCGUGGUUACAUUGGUACUAAAAUAUUCGAAGAAACCGCGUUCCUUCAUGGUUUUCACGGUUUUUGUGCCGUUUUUCUUAGUGCGUCAUACUCAUAUGCAGGGACAGAGUAUGUAGGACUUGCUGCUGCAGAAACGGAAGAUCCUAAGAAGUCAUUUCCAAAAGCCGUAAAACAAACUGUUUAUCGUAUAUUCAUAUUCUACGUGCUGGCUUUAUUUAUCGUGGCUUUACUAAUAAGCGGUAAUGAUAAACGUUUGCGAGCAUUGUCUGGAACAAUGGCUAGUCCUUUUGUUUUAGCCAUUAAAGAUGCGAAUAUUCGAGCACUACCAUCAAUCUUAAAUGCUAUCAUCCUCAUUUCUGUUCUUUCAGCAGCAAACGCCAUGUUUUAUGUUGGAAGUCGUGCUAUUCAUUCUGUUGGCGCACAUGGUCAUGGUCCAAAAUGGUUUACGUACGUCGAUUGUGCUGGUCGACCCCUUGCUGCUUAUGCAAUUCUGUUUUGCUUCUCUUGUCUUGCUUAUCUGAAUGAGUCAAAACAAAAAAGCACUAUCUUCGACUGGCUAAUGUCAGUGUCUGGUUUGAACACGCUUUUUAAUUGGGGUUCUAUUAAUUUAACUCACAUUCGUUUAAGAAUUGCUAUGAAAAAACAACUUUUUAAUGUCAAGCGACUAGCGUAUUGGUCCCCAUUUGGAAUUAGUGGAUCAGUUUACGGUCUCUUUUGGUGUAUUGUGAUGAUGAUUGCACAAUUUUAUGUUGCUAUAUUUCCUUUUGGCGGCAAUCCAAGCAUUGGGGUACUUCUUUCAGGAGUACUUAUCCGCGCCUGUCAUGACAGUUCUCUUCGUAGGUCAUAAGUUUAUCAGAAAAACACCAUGGAAAAAAUCCGAAGAACUUGAUCUAGAAGAAGCGUUUAACGGUUACACAGAUGGUAACAUGCAAUCACAAAAUGAUCAGCUGGAGAAGGUAGAUGUUAGUUCAAAGAAAAGCAUUUUCAAAAGACUGUUCAACCUCUUU
Molecule: messenger RNA, 1642 nt
Organism: Schizosaccharomyces japonicus yFS275
Lineage: Eukaryota; Fungi; Ascomycota; Schizosaccharomycetes; Schizosaccharomycetales; Schizosaccharomycetaceae
Product: general amino acid permease GAP1
Exons: 1
Biological process (GO): amino acid transport; transmembrane transport
Cellular component (GO): membrane
Molecular function (GO): transmembrane transporter activity
Source: RefSeq, a predicted model, not a curated record